Molecule: messenger RNA, 2655 nt
Organism: Ixodes scapularis (black-legged tick)
Lineage: Eukaryota; Metazoa; Arthropoda; Arachnida; Ixodida; Ixodidae
Exons: 4
Coding region: 1-2655 (884 amino acids)
Biological process (GO): DNA integration
Molecular function (GO): zinc ion binding; nucleic acid binding
Source: RefSeq, a predicted model, not a curated record
AUGGCAAAAACGGAACACACUUACGACGCACUUCGAGAUAAAAUAGUGUCCGAACAGUUCCUGAAACAAUGCCAUGAGAAGCUCGCGAACUUUUUAAAGGAAAGGGGCUGCCAGGGCCUCGAUAAGCUAGCGGAGGCUACAGACCACUACCUCGAGGCCCAAGGGUUGACCAACCUUGGAAAAAAUAAAGAAGAAAAAGAUUCUAGCAAGCCUUCGGGGUUAGCUAGAAUUCCCGCCCAUCGAGAUGAAAAGAGGAAGCCGCAGUGCUUCCUCUGUAACAAACUGGGCCAUCGGGCCGCAGACUGCUGGUCCAACUCAAAAGGACCUAAACAAAAUGCGAAUUUCUGCUGGAAUUGCCGCGAUAAUGGGCAUAAAGCCGAGGCUUGUCCUAACAAAAAGUCAGACGUUGGCGGUAAAGCGUCGUGCUCAGUGAUGCACUGCAAUCGUCCUGAGGACUUGGGCUCCGACGCCUGUCUGUCGAAGCAAUAUCCGGUGGGAACGGCAAGGACAAAGGGGUCCGAGGUUCAAGCAGAAGAUAUGCCGACGGCUACAGGACUGCUUGAGGGACAGCCUGUCACUGUUCUCGGGGAUUCCGGAUGUAACUCCGUAAUAGUAAAGCGGUCAUUAGUUCCUGAUGGCAAACUGACAGGAAAAAGCCGAAUGCUCUACCUGCUGGACCGCACAGUCAGGUGUCUACCAGAAGCGGAGGUGGACAUUGAUUCUCCUUAUUUCAGGGGCAGAGUGACUGCAACGUGCAUGGAAAAUCCGCUGUACGACGUCGUAUUAGGAAACGUUGUUGGCGUACGGGAUGUUUCUACUCCUGAUAUCAACUGGAAAGCAGAGCAGUAUGAUCCAACCCAGAAAGAAGAGCCUGCAUCAGAGACCUCAAAUGAGAGCCACAGUAGUCUGACGAGUCAACCAACUGGUAUAAAGACGCCCUCCUUCUUGGCUGCUAUGAAUCCGAAGGACAAGCAGCUUGAGGGUGCAGCUGGCCGGCUCCCUGUGGCAACGGUCAAUCCAGUGGACAUUCAUCCAGAGGAGCUGCGAACCAAGUUACCAUCGGCUAAGCAAAUGGAACAGCUCGUCGUCCCAAGCAACCUUCGAAGCUUCGUGCUGAAAAUGGCGCACGAGGGGAUUCUCUCUGGACACCAGGGAAUUAAGCGCACAACAUAUCGGGUGCUCGAGGAGUUUUACUGGCCGGGUGUGCAGGGAGAUGUCACUCGGUUCGUAAAGUCGUGUGACAUCUGCCAGCGAACUGUGCCAAAGCACUUAGUAGGCCGUGUGCCUCUCGGAAACAUGCCAGUCAUUGUUACACCUUUUCAGUGGGUAGCCAUCGAUAUUGUGGGCCCACUAGCACCAAUCUCAGAGAAGGGAAACCGCUAUGUCCUCACCAUGGUGGACUUCGCGACACGUUACCCUGACGCCAUUGCUCUGCCAAGCAUUGAGACCGAGAAGGUAGCCGAAGCUCUCCUCGAAAUGUUCUCACGCGUGGGGUUUCCGCGCGAAAUCAUUAGCGAUCGUGGCAGAUCGUUCCUGUCUGGACUCAUGAAGGAGUUCAGUCGUCUGCUCUCGUUCAGACAGCUGCCGACCACACCGUACCAUCCUAUGGCCAAUGGCCUUGUAGAACGCUUUAAUGGUACGUUGAAGCAAAUGAUACGCCGGAUGUGUCAGGAGUGCCCUAAAAGCUGGGACAGGUACUUAGCGCCUUUGUUAUUCGCGUAUCGCGAACUUCCACAGACUAGCCUCGGGUUUGCGCCCUUCGACUUACUGUGCGGCAGAUACGUCAGAGGACCCAUGGCCAUCUUGAAAGAGCUCUGGACAGGGGAACGUAUAGACGACGAGACGAAGACCUCAUAUGGCUACAUGAUUGACCUGCGCCAGCGGUUAGAGGAAACAUGCCGGAUGGCCCAAGAACAUCUCACGAAAGCGAAGGCCGUACAGAAGAGAUACUAUGACAAAAAGGCAAGAGUGCGCCAACUCUCUGUCGGAGACAAGGUUCUUCUACUCCUUCCCUCUGACGCUAACAAACUUAUCUUGACUUGGAAAGGUCCCUUUGCCGUCUUAGAAAGACGAAACGACGUCGACUACGUCAUCGACCUAGGGACCAGAACCAGCUUGUUCCACAUCAACAUGCUGAAGAAGUAUGAAGAAAGGCCACUAACCGAUCAGACACCCCAACGUGCGUCAGCCGCAUUCCAACACGAGGAAGUGGAGGAAGAGGAUGUACCUGUGCUGACGCUGCACCAAAAGGAAACUUACCGAGACGUGAAAGUUUCCGAGGAAUUAACUAGCGAUCAACGAACUCAGGUUGCUACCCUCUUGGCGGCACACCAGGGGAGUCUUUCAGAUGUUCCAGGAAAGACCGAUUUGGUGGAAUGCAAAUUGAAGCUUACAACAGACACCCCUGUUCAGGUGAACCAGUACCCGAUACCAUUCUCUUUACAAGAAGCUGUGGAAAGUGAAAUCCAGCAAAUGCUACAGAACAAGCUGUACAGGAAAGAGGACGUAAGGUUGCAUCGUUAUUCGAGUACUUCUGUCUUCUGUGACCUUCAGAAAGUUACAUAUAACGAUAAUAUCGAAAAACUAGUUGUAAAAAUAAAAACAAAAAUAAAGGUUCCCGCAAAAAGGUGCCAGAAAGGUCUAGACUGCACGUGA